UAUCCAGGUGAUGUGCCUCUGUGGCUGGCUGUGGCUGCUCUGCUGCCUCCAUAUCCCUGGGUAUGUCUGGGGUCAGUCUGGAGAUGGAGGGGGGGCCUGUCGACUGAUGGCUAACCCCAUCUCGGGCAGUGUUUAUCGGGCAGGAGAUGUGGUCAUUGGAGGCCUGUUCCCCGUCCAUGUGGAAGCCCCUCUACCAGAGCAGGAGUUCCGGAGUAUUGAGGGAAAUGUGACAUGUACAAUUUUCUACCAGCGUGCUUACCGCUGGCUCCAGACUAUGAUCUUUGCGGUGGAGGAGAUUAACCGCGACCCAGCCCUCCUUCCUAACCUCACCCUGGGGUUCCUGGCUGCUGACACAUGCCUGGCAGAGGGUACCACUCUGGGGGCAGCCCUAGCCAUGGUGACCGGCCAGGAGGCCUCUGUGGUGGGCACAGAGUGUGGAGCAACCCCUGAGGUGCCCGUCAUCAUCGGUGAUGCCCGCUCCUCAGCCUCCAUCGUGGUGGCACAGACCCUCGGGCCGUUUGAUUUACCCAUGGUGAGUUAUUUAGCCUCCUGUGCCUGUUUGAGUGACAACUGGAGGUACCCAUCGUUCUUCCGUACGAUACCCAGCGAUGCCUUCCAGGCUCGGGGCAUGGCCAGGCUGCUGCAUCAGCUGGGCUGGGAGUGGGUGGGGCUGGUGUCAGGGGAUGAUGACUAUGGAAAGUUUGGGGUUCAGAUGCUUCUCCAAGAUCUCCAAGGAUCUGGGGUUUGUGUCGCCUACGCAGAGGUCAUCCCCAAGGUACCAUCUCAGAGACGGAUGAAGAACAUCGUGGACACCAUCAGAGGAUCUACUGCCAGAGUGGUGGUGACAUUUGCUAUCUCUCAGGAUGCACGGGCCCUGAUGGAAGAGGUUGUCCGUCAGAACAUAACAGACAGGCAGUGGAUCGCCUCGGAAGCCUGGGUCACCUACUCUACUCUCUCUUCCCCAACAAACCUGCCCUCUCUUGCCGGGACUAUUGGAUUUGCCCUGAAGAAAGCUGUCAUUCCCAGCCUGGGGCCUUUCCUAACACGCCUCCGUCCUGAUGGGGAAUACCAGAAAUCCGACCCCUUCCUGAGGGAAUUGUGGGAGGAGAUUUUUGGGUGUUCUCUGGGGAUUGACCUCAGCAUGACCCCGUCGUCCCGGCGACAGUGUACUGGUUCAGAGGUCAUAGGUGAGGGGGAGAGCCAGUAUGCUGACGUGUCUCAGCUGAGAGCCAGCUACAAUGUGUACAAGGCUGUUUACGCCAUCGCCCACGCCAUUCAGGACAUGGUGGCCUGUCCACCAGGGGAGGGACCCUUUAAUAGUGGACAGUGCCCUGAUAUCAGGAAGCUUCAGCCCAGCCAGAUUGCUCAUUAUCUGAGGAGAGUGAACUUCAGUACUCCUGUGGGGGAUUUGAUCCACUUCGACAUGAAUGGUAAUCCGCCUGCCUCUUAUGACAUCAUCAACUGGCAUGUGACCCACGAGGGGACAGCAGAGUUUGUCCAGGUCGGCCAUUUUCUGUCUUCAGUGGGAGUGGACGACCAGUUUCACAUCAAUAUGGAGAAGGUGGUGUGGGGAGGGGGCAGUGGAGAUGAGGUCCCUGUGUCUAUAUGCAGUGCUGCCUGUCCCCCUGGUACCAGACAUGCGGUACAGAAGGGGAGGCCCGUUUGCUGCUUCGACUGUCUGUCCUGCGCUGAGGGAGAGAUCAGCAACACAACAGGGUCAGUUGAGUGUAUCAGAUGUCCAGAGCGGUUCUGGUCCAACCCAGAUCGUACGGCCUGCGUCCCACAGCUGGUGGACUUCCUCUCCUACAGCGACACCAUGGGCGUCAUCCUGUCCGUCAUCUCAGUUUCCGGGGCAACGCUCACAGCUGGUGCCCUGGCCACCUUCUUCUACCACCGCCAUACUCCCCUGGUGAAAGCCAACAACUCUGAGCUCAGCUUCCUGCUUCUGCUGUCACUCAAGCUCUGCUUCCUGUGUGCACUGGUUUUCAUUGGCCGGCCGAAGCCAUGGACUUGCAUGCUGAGACACACCCUGUUUGGUAUAAGCUUUGUGUUCUGCAUCUCCUGUCUGCUCAGCAGGACUGUGGUGGUGCUGGUGGCCUUCAGGGCCACUCUGCCUGGAGAGAACCUGAUGAGAUACUUCAGCCCAGCUCAGCAAAGGAUAGGCAUCUCCAUCUGCACACUCAUCCAGGUGCUGAUCUGUGUGCUGUGGCUGGCCCUAGCUCCACCCCGGCCGGCUGAGAGGGGCGGCAGAGAGGGUCGGGGGCCGAGGGUGGUCCUGGAGUGUGACGUGGGCUCUGUGGUCGGCUUCUCUCUGGUGCUGGGCUACAUCGGCUUGCUGGCCUCUCUCUGUCUCCUCUUAGCCUUCCUGGCCAGGAAACUCCCUGACAACUUCAACGAGGCCAAGUUCAUCACCUUCAGCAUGCUGAUCUUCUGUGCUGUAUGGAUCUCCUUCGUCCCUGCCUACGUCAGCUCUCCUGGGAAGUACACUGUAGCUGUGGAGAUAUUCGCCAUCCUGGCUUCCAGCUUUGGGCUGCUGUUCUGUCUGUUUGCUCCAAAGUGUUUCAUUAUCCUCCUGAGACCAGAGAGAAACACCAAGAAACACAUGAUGUCCAAAUAGAAACCACCAAGAAACACAUGAUGUCCAAUUAGAAACCACCAAGAAACACAUGAUGUCCAAUUAGAAACCACCAAGAAACACAUGAUGUCCAAUUAGAAACCACCAAGAAACACAUGAUGUCCAAUUAGAAACCACCAAGAAACACAUGAUGGUCAAGUUGGAAACAAAAAGAAACACCUCUAUUGACCACAGGAGUGUGUUGUUGUGCCUCCUCAAAGACAGUUAUUGUCAUAAAAGAUCCUCCAUCUUACAUUGAUCCUCACUCAGCUUGUCCUCUUAACACCUCUAUUAGCUCAUUGUAGUGUUUAACAGGUAUCCUGAUAGAAUCGAACGAAACGAGAGUGUUCUCUCACUGCAGGCCCACAAGCUUUCAUUCUCCUCUUCUUUCAGUGCUCAGUCAGAAAUCAAACCCCUGUCUGCUCCCUAGCCCCCUAGCCCCCUAGCCCCUAGCCCCUGGCCCCUAUCUCCUAGCCCCUUAUCCCCUGAUUUGAUUGGUUUAGGAAACAUAGCAGUAACUUCACCCAGCUCGCUGGUAGAAUAUCUCUUCUCACAGAGCCCUCUAACUGGGAGAGAGGUUCAGAGAGAGGCUGUGUCACUAGAGGCCUGGCGAGGCUAUAUAGGCUGUAGCCCUGCAGGCUAACACAGGCCAGAGUGAUGAGAGAGUCCAGAGUGAUGAGAUACCAGAGUGAUGAGAGAGACCAGAGUGAUGAGAGGGACCAGAGUGAUGAGAGGGACCAGAGUGAUGAGAGGUGCCAGAGUGAUGAGAGAGGGGCCAGAGUGAUGAGAGGGACCAGAGUGAUGAGAAAGGGGCCAGAGUGAUGAGAGAGGGGGCAGAGUGAUGAGUGAGGGACCAGAGUGAUGAGAAAGGGGCCAGAGUGAUGAGAGAGGGACCAGAGUAAUGAGAGAGGGGCCAGAGUGAUGAGAGAGGGGCCAGAGUGAUGAGAGAGGGGCCAGAGUGAUGAGAGGCCAAAGUGAAGAGAGGCCUGAGUAAUGAGAGAGAGGUCAGAGUGAUGAGAGAGAGGCCAGAGUAAUGAGAGAGAGGUCAGAGUGAUGAGAGAGAGGCCAGAGUGAUGAGAGAGGGGCCAGAGUGAUGAGAGGCCAGAGUGAUGAGAGAGGGGCCAGAGUAAUGAGAGAGAGGUCAGAGUGAUGAGAGAGAGGCCAGAGUAAUGAGAGAGGGGUCAGAGUGAUGAGAGAGAGGCCAGAGUGAUGAGAGGGAGGCCAGAGUGAUGAGAGAGAGGCCAGAGUGAUGAGAGGGAGGCCAGAGUGAUGAGAGAGAGGUCAGAGUGAUGAGAGGGGGACCAGAGUGAUAAGAGAGGCCAGAGUGAUGAGAGAGAGGCCAGAGUGAUGAGAGAGGGGCCAGAGUGAUGAGAGGCCAGAGUGAUGAGAGAGGGGCCAGAGUAAUGAGAGAGAGGUCAGAGUGAUGAGAGAGAGGCCAGAGUGAUGAGAGGGAGGCCAGAGUGAUGAGAGAGAGGCCAGAGUGAUGAGAGGGAGGCCAGAGUGAUGAGAGAGAGGUCAGAGUGAUGAGAGGGGGACCAGAGUGAUAAGAGAGGCCAGAGUGAUGAGAGAGAGAGGUCAGAGUGAUGAGAGAGGGACCAGAGUGAUGAGAGAGAGUCCAGAGUCUCAGGGCUCUCUGAGGUGACAGGCUGUCAUUGGAUCGUUAAACUUUCCUCUUUUGAAACUCUAACACACCUGUACAAUAUUAACACACCUGGAUGUCCCUGCAAAAAUAAACUAGAAUUUUUGCCCUUUUUCUACUUGGACACUGCUGCCCCGCUGCCACCCCACUCAAUAGCAAUUGAUCUGUUGCUAUUCCUGCUCAGGAAAGAUGGAAGGAUAUGGGGCCCCGCAGAGAGAAGGGGGAGGGGUGUCCUGUUAUGGAAGGAUAUUUGGCCCCGCAGAGAGAAGGGGGACGGGUGUCCUGUUAUGGAAGGAUAUGGGGCCCCGCAGAGAGAAGGGGGAGGGGUGUCCUGUUA
Molecule: messenger RNA, 4590 nt
Organism: Oncorhynchus nerka (sockeye salmon)
Lineage: Eukaryota; Metazoa; Chordata; Actinopteri; Salmoniformes; Salmonidae
Product: extracellular calcium-sensing receptor-like
Exons: 11
Coding region: 11-2617 (868 amino acids)
Biological process (GO): G protein-coupled receptor signaling pathway
Cellular component (GO): plasma membrane
Molecular function (GO): G protein-coupled receptor activity
Source: RefSeq, a predicted model, not a curated record